This is a messenger RNA of Epithele typhae, 744 nucleotides long. RefSeq lists its product as uncharacterized. The coding region runs from base 1 to 744 and encodes 247 amino acids. The record is from RefSeq and is a predicted model, not a curated record. The transcript is spliced from 3 exons. NCBI's taxonomy places the organism in Eukaryota, Fungi, Basidiomycota, Agaricomycetes, Polyporales, Epitheliaceae.
AUGCGCGGCCACCUUGCGAGUCCUCGAAAACGGGGUGGAGCGCGGACUCGGCGUCCGCGCCCGCGUCUGUCGACGGCGUCAAACGUGCGCGGCGGAAGGGCGUGGAGGCCAACGAAGCCGAGCGUGCGGGUGGAAGGUGGGGUGGCGGACGGGGCGCGUGCGGGCGUGUGGAUGGCGCUGAGCCGCGGCGACGGGAGCUUCUCAGCGAACGCGAGUGUGGGUCUCGGGGCGAUGCGGUACCCGGCAUGCGUGGGGAGCAUGUCGUGGGCGGGGGGCGUCGCGCUCGCGCAGGACGAGCGUGCCGCCUUGGGGUGCGGCGGGCAAGAUGAGCACGGGGGAGCUAAAGACGGCUUCGUCGCGCGAGGCGUCCGCAUGGAUCCGGAUCGAGGAGCCCAUGGCUGCCUGCGUGCCGCGUCGUCACUGGCGAGCGCGGCGGAGUGGCUGCGCGCGGACGGUAUGGCCUCGUCUCUCCCGAAGAAGAGUCCGAUCCGGACGAAUUCCAAAAGCCCGCAAGCCUCGACGUCGAGGUCGAGGGCGCAAUUUGGACGUGUCCGGCUGUCCGGCCAGAGUUCGGGGCGCGGCGAGGCCCGCCUACGCCAUGCGAGGCGAGGUCGCACGCGGCCUCAAGCCUUGAGAGCGGCGAUGUCAGGCAGGGGGGCUCUCGGCCCGUCCAUACGUCUAGACAAAGCAUCCCGGAGCCCGCUCAGGGCCGCACCGAGCUCCGUUGCCCACGCGUGGUGGUGA